AUGGACGAUCUUACCCUCCAACACGAACUCGAGGCCCUAGCUGGUAACGCCUGGAACGCCACUCCCAAUAACGACACCACCACUUCGAGACCAGAACCAAUCUCCACCACAUCCACCCGCUGGUCCAAACUCUUCGAGAUCUCCUCAGACGAUGCCAUAGAUCUCAUCAUCUCCCACCGCAAUGACCUGACCCGCACCCGAAUCUCGGACGAACACUGGGACCUCAUUCGAGUGGAGAAGGAAGCGGAAGGUCACGACCGCGAAACAUACGAAUAUGAGUUGAAUCUGCAGCAGAAGAAAGCUGCUUUGCCGAAUCUGGUGCCUGCUGCUGAGGACUCGGGCAUUACGUACCUUGUAGAAUUGACCGGCCCGCUGGAUUCGGUCGAGCAGGUACAGCGUGCUGCUGGCUUGAGGGCUGAGCCGGAAGUUGUAUACGGCGAGAGCGCGGAGGAUGGUAGGAACGUAGUAUUGGCUUGUAUCGAUGGUACUGCGAAGAGCAAACUCCUGAAUUGGGCAAGUACCGAUGGAGGAGGAUAUGAGCCUGUGAUCUUGGUUAAUCCGAAGAGUCUGAGGUAA
Molecule: messenger RNA, 576 nt
Organism: Fulvia fulva
Lineage: Eukaryota; Fungi; Ascomycota; Dothideomycetes; Mycosphaerellales; Mycosphaerellaceae
Exons: 1
Coding region: 1-576 (191 amino acids)
Source: RefSeq, a predicted model, not a curated record